Molecule: messenger RNA, 4057 nt
Organism: Nannospalax galili (Upper Galilee mountains blind mole rat)
Lineage: Eukaryota; Metazoa; Chordata; Mammalia; Rodentia; Spalacidae
Gene: Washc5
Product: WASH complex subunit 5
Exons: 29
Coding region: 262-3741 (1159 amino acids)
Biological process (GO): endosome organization; regulation of actin nucleation; actin filament polymerization
Cellular component (GO): WASH complex; endosome
Source: RefSeq, a predicted model, not a curated record
CGCUCUCCUUCCCACCCCUAGGUCAUGUGACGGGCUGGAGCCGCCGGGGCGGAAGCCGGGGUCCUGCCAGCUUGAAACCUACCUCCGGCGACACUGAGGUACCCCUGCGGCGGGGGAGGGGAUCCCGAGUUUGCGCUGCCGGCUGACAGGUUCUUUAAUGGAGCAGUCAUUUGGUCCACAGACCUGGUUUUACUUCAUGUUCUACAGACCCCAACUCUGAAGCCCAUUAAUCAUUUCCACCAUCAAGGUUGGAGUCCCACGAUGUUGGACUUCCUGGCUGAAAACAACCUCUGUGGCCAGGCUAUCCUGAGGAUCGUUUCCUGUGGCAAUGCCAUCAUUGCUGAGGUGCUGCGGCUCUCUGAGUUUAUUCCUGCUGUGUUCAGGCUAAAAGACCGAGCUGACCAGCAGAAAUAUGGAGAUAUCAUAUUUGACUUCAGCUAUUUUAAGGGUCCAGAGUUAUGGGAAAGCAAACUGGAAGCUAAACCAGAGUUACAGGAUUUAGAUGAAGAAUUUCGAGAAAACAACAUAGAAAUUGUGACCAGAUUUUAUUUAGCCUUUCAAAGUGUGCAUAAAUACAUUGUAGACUUGAACAGAUACCUUGAUGAUCUCAGUGAAGGUGUUUAUAUUCAGCAAACCUUAGAAACGGUGCUCCUCAAUGAAGAUGGAAGGCAACUUCUAUGUGAAGCUCUGUACUUAUAUGGAGUUAUGCUGCUGGUCAUCGACCAAAAGAUUGAAGGAGAAGUCAGAGAAAGAAUGCUGGUUUCUUACUAUCGAUACAGUGCCGCUCGGUCCUCUGCUGAUUCAAAUAUGGAUGAUAUUUGUAAGCUGCUGAGAAGUACAGGGUAUUCUAGCCAGCCAGGAGCCAAAAGACCUCCCAACUAUCCCGAGAGCUAUUUCCAGAGAGUGCCUAUCAAUGAAACCUUCAUCAGCAUGGUCAUUGGGAGGCUGAGAUCUGAUGACAUUUACAACCAGGUCUCUGCCUACCCUCUGCCGGAGCAUCGUAGCACUGCCCUGGCCAAUCAGGCUGCCAUGCUCUACGUGACUCUCUAUUUUGAACCUUCCAUUCUUCACACCCACCAAGCAAAAAUGAGAGAGAUUGUGGAUAAAUAUUUUCCAGAUAAUUGGGUAAUCAGUAUUUAUAUGGGGAUCACAGUUAAUCUAGCUGAUGCAUGGGAGCCUUACAAAGCUGCAAAGACUGCUUUAAACAAUACCCUGGACCUCUCAAAUGUCAAAGAACAGGCAAGCAGAUACGCUAGUGUCAGUGAAAGAGUGCACACUCAGGUGCAGCAGUUUCUGAAAGAAGGCUGCUUGAGGGAGGAGCUGGUUCUUGACAACAUCCCAAGGUUGCUGAACUGCCUGAGAGACUGCAAUGUCGCCAUCCGCUGGCUGAUGCUUCACACAGCUGACUCAGCCUGUGAUCCAAAUAACAAACGCCUUCGUCAAAUCAAGGACCAGAUUCUGACAGACUCUAGGUACAAUCCCAAGAUCCUCUUCCAGUUGCUCUUGGAUACUGCACAAUUUGAGUUUAUACUCAAAGAGAUGUUCAAGCAAAUGCUUUCAGAGAAGCAGGCCAAGUGGGAGCACUACAAGAAGGAGGGCUCCGAGCGGAUGACCGAGCUUGCUGAUGUGUUUUCAGGGGUGAAACCACUAACCCGGGUGGAGAAAAAUGAAAACCUUCAAGCUUGGUUCAGAGAGAUCUCAAGACAAAUACUGUCUUUAAAUUAUGAUGAUUCUACUGCUGCAGGCAGAAAAACUGUACAACUAAUACAAGCUUUGGAGGAGGUUCAGGAGUUUCACCAGCUGGAAUCAAAUCUGCAAGUGUGCCAGUUUCUUGCUGACACCCGCAAGUUUCUCCAUCAGAUGAUCAGAACCAUUAACAUUAAGGAGGAGGUCCUGAUCACAAUGCAAAUCGUCGGGGACCUUUCUUUUGCCUGGCAGUUAAUUGACAGUUUUACAUCCAUCAUGCAAGAAAGCAUAAGGGUUAACCCCUCCAUGGUUACCAAACUCAGAGCAACAUUCCUAAAGCUUGCCUCUGCCCUUGAUCUACCCCUUCUCCGUAUUAAUCAAGCAAACAGCCCAGACCUCCUCAGCGUGUCUCAGUAUUAUUCCGGGGAAUUGGUGUCAUAUGUAAGGAAGGUUUUACAGAUCAUUCCAGAAAGCAUGUUCACGUCUCUUCUAAAGAUCAUAAAGCUUCAGACGCAUGACAUCAUUGAAGUGCCUACCCGACUGGACAAAGACAAGCUGAGAGACUAUGCUCAGCUUGGCCCACGAUAUGAGGUUGCCAAGCUUACUCAUGCUAUUUCCAUUUUCACCGAAGGCAUCUUAAUGAUGAAAACGACUCUGGUUGGCAUCAUCAAGGUGGAUCCCAAGCAGUUGUUGGAAGACGGAAUAAGGAAGGAGCUAGUUAAAAGGGUUGCUUUUGCUCUCCACAGGGGACUCAUAUUCAACACUCGGGCCAAGCCAAGUGAACUGAUGCCCAAGCUGAAAGAUCUGGGAGCUACAAUGGACGGAUUCCAUCGCUCUUUUGAGUACAUACAGGACUACGUCAACAUUUAUGGGCUGAAGAUUUGGCAGGAAGAAGUCUCUCGCAUUAUAAAUUAUAACGUGGAACAAGAAUGUAAUAACUUCUUAAGAACAAAGAUUCAAGAUUGGCAAAGUAUGUACCAGUCCACUCAUAUUCCUAUACCAAAGUUCACCCCUGUGGAUGAAUCCAUGACAUUUAUUGGUCGUCUCUGCAGAGAAAUCCUACGGAUCACAGACCCAAAAAUGACUUGUCACAUAGACCAGCUGAACACCUGGUAUGACAUGAAAACUCAUCAAGAAGUAACCAGCAGUCGCCUCUUCUCAGAAAUCCAGACCACCUUAGGGACUUUUGGUCUGAAUGGGUUGGACAGGCUUCUGUGCUUCAUGAUUGUGAAAGAGUUACAGAAUUUCCUCAGUAUGUUUCAGAAAAUUAUCCUGAGAGAUAGAAUUGUUCAAGAUACUUUGAAAACCCUCAUGAAUGCUGUCAGCCCCCUAAAAAGCAUUGUAGCAAAUUCAAGUAAAAUUUAUCUUUCUGCCAUCACCAAAACACAGAAGAUUUGGAAUUCUUACCUAGAGGCUAUAAUGAAGGUUGGGCAGAUGCAGAUUUUGCGACAACAGAUUGCCAAUGAGUUAAAUUAUUCCUGUCGAUUUGAUUCCAAGCAUCUGGCAGCUGCUCUGGACAACCUUAAUAAGGCGCUCCUGGCUGAUAUUGAAGCCCACUAUCAGGACCCUUCACUUCCUUACCCCAAAGAAGAUAACACACUCUUAUAUGAAAUUACAGCUUAUCUGGAGGCAGCUGGAAUUCACAACCCACUAAAUAAGAUUUAUAUAACAACAAAGCGCUUACCUUAUUUCCCAGUUGUCAACUUUCUAUUUUUGAUUGCUCAGUUGCCAAAACUUCAGUACAACAAAAAUCUAGGCAUGGUCUGCCGGAAACCUGCCGACCCUGUUGACUGGCCACCACUCAUCCUGGGUCUGCUUACUCUGCUAAAGCAAUUUCACUCCCGGUACACUGAGCAGUUCCUGGCACUGAUUGGUCAGUUUAUCCGCUCCACAAUGGAGCAGUGCACAAGCCAGAAGAUACCUGAAAUGCCUGCAGAUGUUGUGGGUGCCCUUAUGUUCCUAGAGGAUUAUGUUCGGUACACAAAGCUCCCCCGGAGGGUUGUUGAAGCACAUGUGCCCAAUUUCAUUUUUGAUGAGUUCAGAACAGUCCUGUGACUUACUUUUCCUGCUUAAGUCUGUGACUAAAAUGAAUUUGGAGAUGAAGAAACUUGAAGGCUUAUGUAUCUGUAUUUCCCCCUCCAUUGUGAGAAUGGCAGACAUUCUAAGGAAGAUGCCUCACAACUCUACUUAAUAUAAUUAAUAUUGUUUAAAUCAUGGUAUUAUAUGCAGUUCAUAUCACAUAAAAGAACACUUUUUUGUACUGCCUCUAAUAAAUGCUGAAUGUAAUUGCUAUAUAUGAAUCCGUUUAGUUUUAUGUUCUAAAGAGCUAUUUGUGUGACUCCAGAUUUUCAGUAAAAUAGUGUUGCUAGUA